This is a messenger RNA of Lingula anatina, 922 nucleotides long. Its product is annotated as FAST kinase domain-containing protein 4. Gene Ontology annotation, biological process: regulation of mitochondrial mRNA stability. Lineage: Eukaryota; Metazoa; Brachiopoda; Lingulata; Lingulida; Lingulidae. The record is from RefSeq and is a predicted model, not a curated record.
GGUGACAGCUACUAUGCUAUUCCAUGCCAUGAAGAUGCAGUGCUACAGAAGCUGGUUGUGUGCAGCAUCUCUGGCAGGCGCAAGAAGAGUCCGACAACCACCUAGUGUCAGGAGUUAUAUACAGCACAUCAGCCAGCAGAAAAGUAAGGAGACAUUGCUAGGUAGACCAUUAAGAAACUACCAGAAGAGAUGGAGCAUGUUACAGUCUUGCCAGGCAGUCAGUCACUACUGCACCUCAAAACAACCCACGGAGGGGGAAACCGUUAAGGCACAGUGGGAGCCAGAUGGUGCUACGUCCUCCACCAAAGAAGCUGGAUUCUCCCAUAUACCAGAGAUGCCAUCAGACGCUGAUAAUGCAAUCCAGGAACAAGCCGUAAUGGUGGGAGAAAAUGAAGAUGGAAUGGGGGAGGCUUUACUUGCUUCUGAGGUAGAGGUCUCGAACCAUGAGACUGCUGGUGUGAAGUCACCAACGAAGAAAAAAUGGGCAGCAAACAAAAAAUCUGGAGUGCCAAAGAGCUCUGCCACUGGCACAAACAUAAAAUCUACAUUAAAAAAUCAUGAAACCCUGUUGAAAGGAAUUAGGUCAAAAGUGAAGACUAUUCUCUACCAGGCAGAGGGUUCGGUUGACACUGAGGCAGAAAUCAAUGAUCUCCAAGAGAAAUGUGAUAAGCUUUUCUCUUGGUUAACUGAAGAGAACAAGAAAAUAGAAAUGAAAGAAAGAUCAACAGUAGCCAUGGAGUUUUUGAAGGUAUUGGCUGCUUUUGGCAAAUGAGAAAUUUAUUUUCCCAGAUAACCAGUUCAUAUUUACUUUUUUGAUCCAUGUUUUUUUUUUUAGGUGUGUGGAAUGUUUUAUGGUAUUCUUAAGUUUGCUUGCUUUGUGCACAAAAUAUCAUCAAAAUUAGAUUGGGAUCAUACAUUUAAA